AAUUUUACAUUUUAUUACAAUGUCACUGUUAAUAUCCAUCGGGAAAUAGUAUGUUUCCUUACAAAGCGAACAGACCCCUGCAGAGGCUGCUGCUGGCUUUUAAACGGCAUCAGUAUGGCGACACUGCUAAGAGGAAAAGCUCCUCGUCCUCGUCAUCCCCCCGGCUGGUUUUGGGCAUCGAGACGAGCUGCGACGACACCGGGGCCGCCGUGCUCAGCGAGACGGGCGCUAUACUGGGAGAGUCCCUUCACUCCCAGAAAGAGGUGCACCUCAGAACUGGCGGCAUCAUACCUACUGUGGCCAAGCAGCUCCACAUGGAACACAUCGAGAGCGUAGUCCAGGAGGCGUUGGACCAGAGUGGCGUGGACCCAGCUCAGCUGUCGGCAGUGGCCACCACUAUCAAGCCGGGCCUGGCCCUGAGCUUAGGCGUGGGUCUGGAGUUCAGCCUUAGUUUUGUCAAACGGCACAGCACCCCCUUCAUCCCCAUCCACCACAUGGAGGCCCACGCCCUGACCGUUCGCAUGCUACAGCCUGUUUCCUUCCCGUUCCUGGUGCUGCUCGUGUCAGGCGGUCACUCGCUGCUUGCAGUGGCUCGGGGUGUGGACAAUUUCCUUCAGCUGGGUCACAGUCUGGAUGAAGCUCCGGGUGAAACUCUAGAUAAGGUGGCAAGACGUCUGUCGCUCAUCAAGCACCCGCGUUGCUCCACGCUGAGCGGAGGACAGGCCAUAGAGCUGCUGGCUAAGGACGGCGACCGGAUGAAAUUUCCUUUCAGGACGCCCAUGGGACAAAUGUACGACUGCUGCUUCUCUUUUUCCGGGCUACGAAAUCAAGUUAACAUGACUAUCGAGAAAAAAGAAGCAGAGGAAGGUAUUGAACACGGAACUCUGCUCUCCUGCGUGAACGACAUAGCAGCAGCGACGCAGCACACGGUCGCAUGUCAUCUUGCCAAGCGCACGCAUCGCGCCAUCUUAUUCUGUAAGGCCAAUGGAUUGUUGCCCUCGCUCACGCCCACAUUGGUUGUGUCUGGAGGCGUGGCGAGCAAUCAGUACAUCCGCAAAGCUCUGGGCAUCAUCGCCGAGGCAACUGGCCUUCGCCUGCUAUGUCCUCCCGCUAAAUUCUGCACCGACAACGGCGUGAUGAUCGCGUGGAACGGUGUUGAGCGACUCAGGGAAGGAAAGGGAGUGCUCCAUCCAAAUGUGGAGAUCAGUUAUGAACCCAAAGCACCACUGGGCGUCGACCUAACGUCGCAAGUGAAAGCGGCGGCUAUCAGGGUCCCGUCAAUCAGGAUGAAUAUCUCAUAGACCAAGGGUCUGGAACCUACGGCUCGCGAGCCACACCUGGCUCUUUUGGUGGAUGCAUAUGAAUCGCAGAGCCCUUAUAACGACAUAUUGUAUACAGCAGGGGUGCUCAAUGUGUCCAUUGCGAUCGCCUAGUGGAUAGCGAGGAAGUUCUGGUCGAUCGCGUGACUGCGUGGCCAAAAAACAAAAAAAAGACAUCAGCCUGACGUCUUUUGGGGAGUAAGUACAAAAUCCACACACAAAAAGACCUGAACCACCCUUUUGAGGUUUACAGAGGAGUCAUGAGCCAACAGUGUGAGGAGCUCAAUAGUAGGUCUAUUUAAAAUGUAUAUUUUAUGAUUUUUGGUUUUAUUUUACAUUAAAAUUUUAAUUGAAUA
Syngnathoides biaculeatus (alligator pipefish) is the source of this 1675-nucleotide messenger RNA. It is a transcript of the gene osgepl1, whose product is annotated as O-sialoglycoprotein endopeptidase-like 1. The coding region runs from base 51 to 1301 and encodes 416 amino acids. The record is from RefSeq and is a predicted model, not a curated record. The transcript has 7 exons. Gene Ontology annotation, biological process: tRNA threonylcarbamoyladenosine modification. Lineage: Eukaryota; Metazoa; Chordata; Actinopteri; Syngnathiformes; Syngnathidae. Gene Ontology annotation, cellular component: mitochondrion.